Messenger RNA from Paramecium sonneborni, 976 nucleotides. The record is from the annotation of a GenBank genome assembly. Lineage: Eukaryota; Ciliophora; Oligohymenophorea; Peniculida; Parameciidae.
AUGGAACUAGAUUUCUUAUCACCUAAAGUAUAAGAAAUUAAUUUGAAAAAAUUAAGUCUUUUGCUCUCACUUAAAACACAGAACAUUGAAUAUAAUGACCCUAUUAAUGAAAAUGUUUCCUUUAUUAAAAAACUAACUAAAGAUCAUCCAUUAAAAGAAGUCAUUAAAGAGUGUUAAAACAAUAUAAGAGAAGGCUUCUUAACUCCUUUAACUAAUGUUUUAUUUAUUAUCAUUUUAGAGAUCUUCUGUUUCAGUUGAAUUUACAGCCAACAUGUUUGUUGAAGAAAUAAUAGACAGCAUUAAACUAAAACAUCUUAAAAUACUCCAAUUAGAUGAACUCAUCAAUAAUUUUAAAAAUAACAUAGAUAUUAUUGAAAAUAUAGAAAUUAUGUAGCAAUCCUUAAAUCUAUAAGAACUUUAUGAAAUUCUUAUACUCAAUCAACCUAAUGACGAUAAUUAUCAAUUGUAUUUAAAUGAUCAAAAAUUAUACCCUAAUUAAUGGCAUUCUUGUCUGUUUGAGGUCUAAAAUAAGUUAAAAUUUGUAUUAUAUUCUAAUAACAAUAAAAUGCUUUAAGCUACAACUGUUGAUAUGAUCUAUGUAUCAUUAUUGUUAUAUCAUUAGUAAAUUGGAAAUAACUGUGUAAAUAUAAAACAAAAUCAAUAUAAUUAAAUCUUACAUCUUAAAUUUCUAGAGGAAUCAAAUUAACCAAUUUAAUAUGAAUUAUAGUAUUUAAUACUAUUUUAUCUUAGAAUAUCAUUAACUUUCAAUAUGACAAAUGAUUUAAAGAAAAAAAUCAUCUAAACAUUGAAGGAAGAAAUCUUAGAAAUUGAUUAUAAAGUUUUAGAAAUGAUAUAAACCAUUAAUAGAAUAUUAGAACCAUUUUCUAAUAAUGGAUUUAAAUAUUUAAGAUAUUAAGGUAUUAUUGACAAUGAUAGUAUGCCUAAAAAUAGAAAUCACUGUUGCCAAAUUUUCUGA